Messenger RNA from Lepus europaeus (European hare), 5076 nucleotides. It is a transcript of the gene COL15A1, whose product is annotated as collagen type XV alpha 1 chain. The record is from RefSeq and is a predicted model, not a curated record. Gene Ontology annotation, cellular component: basement membrane. Lineage: Eukaryota; Metazoa; Chordata; Mammalia; Lagomorpha; Leporidae.
AGGGCGAGCGCGGCGGCCAGCGCUCAGCGCCCCUCGGCCUCCGGGGAGCUCCGGGACCCCGCAGACCCGCGAGAUGGCGCCAAGAAAGAACGGGCAGGGCUGGCGCCUGCUGUGGCUGCUGCCGCUCUCCGCGCUGCUCUCCGCUGUCACCCAGACCCGCGCGGCGACAGAGUCAGCCUCCCAGGGCCAUCUGGACCUCACGGAGCUCAUCGGCGUCCCCCUGCCCUCAUCAGUGUCUUUUGUCACGGGCUACGGUGGCUUCCCAGCCUACAGCUUUGGGCCCGGGGCCAACGUCGGCCGCCCGGCCAGGACCCUGCUGCCCCCUACCUUCUUCCGGGACUUUGCCAUCAGCGUCACGGUGAAGCCCAGCGGCAGCCGCGGCGGGGUGCUCUUUGCCAUCACCGAUGCCUUCCAGAAGGUCAUCUACCUGGGUCUGCGGCUCUCGGGCGUGGAGGACGGCCACCAGCGGGUCAUCCUCUACUAUACGGAGCCCGGCUCGCAUGUGUCCCAUGAGGCCGCCGCCUUCGAGGUGCCCGUGAUGACCGACAAGUGGAACCACUUCGCGGUGACCGUGCAGGGCGAGGAGGUGAUGCUGCUCCUGGACUGUGAAGAUCACGGCCACACCCUUUUCCAGAGGUCCUCCCGGCCUCUGGCUUUCGAGCCCAGCGCAGGGAUCUUCGUGGGCAGCGCCGGGGCCACGGGGCUGGAGAGAUUCAUCGGCUCCAUCCAGCGGCUCACCCUCCACCCAGACCCCAGGACUCCCGAGGAGCUGUGUGAAGCUGAGGAGGCAUCGGCGUCGGGAGAGACCAGUGGGCUUCAAGAGGCAGACGGGGUCGCGGAGAUCUUAGAAGCCGUCACCUACACCCAAGUGCCGCCACAGGAAGCCAAAGUUGAACCCCUCAACUCGCCUUCCGUCCCAACCUCUGCGUCUGAGGACCCGGAGCUCUCUGGUGAGCCUGUGCCUGAGGGGACUCCAGCCGCCAUCGCCCUGAGCGCCGUCCAGCACGGGAGCCCCGAGCCAGGGUCUGGCGAGAUGCUAAAUGACACACUGGAGGGGCUUCACGCAGUGGAUGGCGACCCCAUGACUGUUGGCGCUGGCUCCGGCGAUGGGUCCUUCCUUGAUGUCACUGAAGGAAAGGGCUUAGUGGCAGCAACUGCAGGGGAGGCCGAGGGGCCCGGCAGCACCUCUGGGGAAGCAGAGGCCACUGAGGGAUCAACCCUGGCCAUGUCCAGCCAGGACCCUAAGGAAGGGGUCACCCCAGGUCUGGAUCAGGAAGAAGGUUCAGCAGCCACAGCAGCGGUGGAGGCCGAGGCCAGCGGGGCGCCCACUGAGGGUUCCCCGCUCUCCAUAUCCACCCAGUCCCUCGGGGAAGAGGCUACUCUGGGUCCACAAGGUGCAAAAAGUUUAGCAACAGCCGCAGCUGCAACCCAAGUGCCCCUCGACACUUUCGAGGAAGAGGAAGCCAGCGGGUCCCCCACCGAUGGCCUGGGACCCCUUGUCCUCAGCCCAAGCCCUGGGCAAGCAGUCACUUCUGCACCGGGCGAUGAUGGAGAGGACUUGGCGGCAGCCACCACCUGGGAGCCCCCUACCUCGGCUGAGGAAGAGGAGCCUGCCAGCCCCCCUGCGGCUCCACUGCCGCUUCCCACUCCCACGGCGGCUCCUGAGCGAGGGGUCACUCUGGCUCACGUACAUGUGGAAAUGGAAGGACAGGCCGCACCCAGAGGAGAAGAGGAUGAGGCUGAGGAGGGCCUUCCCGGGUCCCCUGGAACUUCUGCACCUGCUGGACCCAUGGUGGGAGCAGAGGCUGAGGGCUCCGGCCUGGGCUGGGGCUCCGACGCUGGCUCCGGCUCCGGGGACCUGGUGGGCAGUGAGGAGCUGUUGAGGGGUCCCCCAGGGCCUCCAGGCCCACCUGGUUUACCUGGGAUUCCAGGAGAACCGGGGGCUGAUGUUUUCAUGGGACCCCCUGGAUCUCCUGGUGAAGAUGGAGUUGCUGGUGAACCUGGGGCCCCGGGCCCCGAGGGACAGCCUGGACUUGACGGAGCCACCGGCCUUCCCGGGAUGAAAGGGGAGAAGGGAGCAAGAGGACCUGUUGGCUCAGCUGGCGAGAAGGGUGACCCUGGCAACAGAGGCUUACCCGGACCCCCUGGGAAAAACGGACAAGUCGGCACUCCUGGGGUCAUGGGACCCCCAGGGCCUCCUGGACCCCCCGGACCCCCAGGCCCUGGCUGUACCAUGGGACCCGGAUUCGAGGAUACCGAAGGCUCCGGAAGCAUCAGGCUGCUGAGUGAACCCCGACUCUUCGGCCCCACGGCUUCCAGUGGUCCCAAAGGAGAAAAGGGAGACCAGGGACCCAAGGGUGACAGGGGCAAGGAUGGAACCAGCACCGUGGGGCCCCCUGGGCCUAGGGGGCCCCCUGGGCGCGUCGAGGUCCUGUCUGCUUCCUUGAUCAACAUCACCCACGGAGCCGUGAAUUUCUCGGACAUUCCUGAGCUCAUGGGGCCUCCGGGGCCUGACGGGCUGCCUGGGCUGCCGGGAUUUCCAGGCCCUCGAGGACCAAAAGGCGACACUGGCGUGCCUGGAUUUCCAGGACUCAAAGGAGAUCAGGGUGAGAAGGGAGAGCCGGGUACCAUCCUGACCGGGGACGUGGAUCUGGAAAAGCUACGUGGAGAGAAGGGGGAGCCUGGAGUGCACGGGGCCCCAGGACCCAUGGGUCCCAAAGGACCCCCAGGACACAAAGGAGAGUUUGGCCUCCCCGGACGACCUGGUCGCCCAGGACUGAAUGGCCUCAAGGGCGCCAAAGGAGAUCGAGGGCUCAUGAUGCCGGGCCCACCUGGCUUACCUGGCCCUCCGGGUCCCCCGGGGCCACCUGGAGCUGUGGUUAACAUCAAAGGAGCUGUUUUCCCGAUACCUGUCCGGCCACACUGCAAAACGCCGGUUGGCACCACUCAUUCUGGCGACCCAGAACUCAUCACCUUCCACGGUGUUAAAGGAGAGAAAGGAUCCUGGGGUCUUCCUGGAUCAAAGGGAGAAAAAGGUGACCAAGGAGCCCAGGGACCACCAGGCCCUCCCGUUGAUCCCGCUUACCUGAGACAUAUCCUGAGCAGCUUGAAGGGGGAGAAUGGAGACAGGGGGUUCAAAGGAGAAAAAGGCGACGCAAAUGACAACUUCUUUGUAUCUGGGCCUCCGGGCCUGCCGGGAAGUCCGGGUCUGGUUGGCCAAAAAGGGGAGACUGUUGUCGGCCCCCAAGGACCCCCGGGUAUUCCUGGCCUGCCUGGGCCCCCUGGAUUUGGAAGACCUGGUGCUCCCGGACCCCCAGGGCCCCCAGGGCCACCAGGACCACCAGCUAUCCUAGGAGCAGCCGUGGCCCUGCCUGGUCCACCUGGCCCUCCAGGGCAGCCAGGGCUUCCAGGAACCAGAAACUUGGUCACAGCGCUCAGCAACAUGGACGACAUGCUGCAGCACGCACACUUGGUGAUAGAGGGGACGUUCAUCUACCUGAAGGACAGCGCUGAGUUUUUCAUUCGCGUCCGAGAUGGCUGGAAAAAACUACAGCUGGGGGAGCUGAUCCCCAUCCCAGCCGACAGCCUUCCACCCCCUGCGCUCUCCAGCAACCCACUCCAGCCUCAGCCUCAGCCUCCACUGAACCCUGUCCUGAGUGCCAAUUAUGAGAGACCUGCCCUGCACCUGGUGGCCCUGAACACACCAUUUUCAGGGGACAUUCGAGCUGAUUUUCAGUGCUUCCAGCAGGCCAGGGCUGCAGGCCUGUUGUCAACCUACCGAGCGUUCUUAUCCACCCACCUGCAAGAUCUCUCCUCCAUUGUGAGGAAGGCAGAGCGAUACAGCCUUCCUAUAGUGAACCUCAAGGGCCAAGUACUUUUUAAUAACUGGGACUCAAUUUUUUCUGGCCAUGGAGGUCAGUUCAACGCACGUGUUCCGAUUUACUCCUUCGACGGUCGAGACAUCAUGGCAGAUCCUUCUUGGCCCCAGAAGGUCAUCUGGCAUGGCUCCAGCACCCAUGGCGUCCGUCUUGUGGACAAGUACUGUGAAGCAUGGCGAACCUCGGACGUGGCCGUCACGGGAUUGGCCUCCCCGCUGAGCACAGGGAAGAUCCUGGACCAGAAAGCAUACAGCUGUGCCAACCGGCUGAUUGUUCUGUGUAUCGAAAACAGUUUCAUGACAGAUGCUAGGAAGUAAUGACCUUCCGAUGCUUCUGAGAGUUUUCCAAUGUUUCUGAUGUGAAGAAGAGUUGACACUGAAAUCUGAAAUGUCUAAAUGUUGUAAAUAUUACAUGUUUUAUUACACAGUCAUUACAACAGCAACCAAAGAAAACAUACCUCAAUACACUCAAUACUGAAGACACAAAGGACUCAGAUCAAUAACAAAAUCUGAUCCAUAUAUCGGUGCUAGAUCCCGCAGGAAACCCACGCGGUGUGAACACAUCCCAACACGGUGAAGGGCGAGUUGAAAACAAAAAGCCGUGGCAUUUGGCCCACUGCGUUUUUCAGAAAGUGAUGUCCUUCUUUUAGCCAUUGUUGUUGAGUGUAAGAUGUCUUUCAUGUUUUCUUACCAAGCCAGUGUUGGAAAUGUUACCCCAUUCUAAGUUAUGUGCAAACCCAAUGCUUCCUUCUUCCACGUGCUUCUAUCAUUUACAACUGCUGUUCAUACAAGGAAACAGAUCUGCUCGAAUGAUCCUGUUUGUGUUUCCUACUAUUACCAGACUUUAAUAUUUUUCCCUAAAAUAGUAUUGCCAUCAUGCUCCAGGAGUCGUCUAUUUGUACACAAUCAUAUUUUGCUAUGGCAUCUGUUUAUAUGACUCUGACUUACUGGAAAAGUUGAAACUCCAAAUUAUCUGAAACUAGAAGAGAAAUAGUACCUAAUCACCACCUUGUCCUCGGCGGCUCUCCCCCCCACCCACCCCCCACCCCCCCAAUUCUAUGACUUGCAUUUGGUAAUUCUUGAAUUACAGCUGCCACUGAAACUGACUGGCUCAGAGGGUGGAUUUUCUGAGCGCUAUCUUCAUGCUGUAUACUUUGAUUUUUUUUUUCCCUCCAUGUAAGUGAACAUAAAAAACAUCU